Pseudozyma hubeiensis SY62 is the source of this 639-nucleotide messenger RNA. RefSeq names its product uracil permease. The transcript has a single exon. Bases 1 to 639 code for a protein of 212 amino acids. The record is from RefSeq and is a predicted model, not a curated record. NCBI's taxonomy places the organism in Eukaryota, Fungi, Basidiomycota, Ustilaginomycetes, Ustilaginales, Ustilaginaceae.
AUGGAGCUGAGGCGCAGCGGCAAAUGCUGUCUUCUCCGGAUCUUGCACAAAGAGCGUGUGAACAUCGCAUCUAGCCAUCAAACGACAGAGCGCGUGCCGCGAUCCGAAUCGGCUUGGACCCUUUGCACGCGAAGAAAAGCGUUGCUCUCGAGUGUGACUCUGGAUUUUUCGGCAGAAUAUCCGAGCGGCCAUCAUCUCAAAAGUGAUUUCAACGUCUCGUGGACCCUUUCCUCUCCUUUCAUCACCCUAAGACCGAAUGCAGUUGACUUGCCAAUUCCACUUCCCUCUCGCAGCAGCGGCUUCGGCUCGAUUCCGCUUGCUACAUCUCAUCAACAGCCCUUUCCGCACCCUCUUCGGUCGUCACAGCCACACGAUCACUAUCAGUACUCCUCUUUGCGCUCGUUGAUCGCAGCUGCAUUGCUCAACCAUCGACUGCGGAUCAUCUCCGACCACCUGACCUCGAUCGCAAGCCGUCACGCGUUAACCCUCUCGACAUCCGCCGUCCCACGCCUUGACACACAGCGAUUCAAAUCCGUCCACCGCGCCCUUCGCCUUGCUCCCGUCAUCGACGGCCACACACACACAUUCACACACAUGUCGAAUUCGGUGCGGCGCUAUCGUGCAUCGGCGCUCCGGUAG